GAUGGUCGCAGAAAAGCGUGAUGCUAAUGUGGCUGCUUCGAAAGGGGAUGCCAACCGAAAAAGCGUGAAGAUCGAGGACUGUCCCACGUAUAGUCAUUCCUCAGGUUCGUCUGUCAACGAGAUGGUCAACCAAAGUGGUGGAGAUUCUGAGGAUUCGACUUCACCAAGAGCCGCUGGAUGUCGUACGAGAAGACGAACGAUGAGUGGAGGACGUGCUGAACAUCAUCUUCUUACCACUAAGACCGGCAAGAAAAUAUAUACGAAAGGACGUCCACCAUGGUAUGACAAGAAGGGAAAGUCACUGAAACAUCCGUUCGUAAUUGGAGUUUGUGGAGGAUCUGCCAGUGGGAAAACUACUGUCGCCGAGAAAAUCGUCGAACGACUCGGAAUACCAUGGGUCACGAUUCUUUCAAUGGACAGCUUUUAUAAAGUUCUGACGCCGGAAGAAAUCAAAGCAGCACAUGAAUCAAGAUAUAAUUUUGAUGGGCCAAAUGCUUUUGACUUUGAUUUGCUCUACGAAGUUUUGAAACGACUUCGUGAGGGAAAGAGUGUUGAUGUUCCGGUUUAUGAUUUUAAUACUCAUUCAAGAGAUCCGAAUUCGAAGAUGAUGUAUGGAGCUGACGUUUUGAUUUUCGAAGGAAUCCUCGCGUUCCAUGAUGAGCGUAUCAAGAAUUUAAUGGACAUGAAAGUGUUCGUCGACACGGAUGGAGAUCUUCGUCUAGCUCGUCGUAUCGUUCGGGAUGUCACUGAUCGUGGGCGUGACAUCGACGGCAUCAUGGAGCAGUACUUUACAUUUGUAAAACCGGCGUUCGACAAAUACAUUGCACCAUGCAUGGAUUCGGCUGAUCUCAUCGUUCCGCGCGGUGGAGAGAACGACGUCGCCAUCGACAUGAUCGUGCAGAACGUGAUGGCACAGCUCGUUGAACGCGGAUACGAUCGCAAUCAGAACAACCGUGAUCGUCACGAUUUGGUUCGCGACGAUCUACCGGAUUGUUUGCCGGAAAACCUGUUCAUUUUAAAAGAAACUCCACAGGUCAAAGGUCUUGUCACGUUUGUUCGUGAUCGAGAAACGAGUAGAGACAAUCAUAUUUUCUAUUCUGAUCGAUUAAUGCGUAUUCUUAUUGAAGAAUGCAUGAAUCAUAUGCCUUACAAAGAUGUUGAGAUUGAGAUGGCCGGCGGUAGAAAAACUAUUGGCAAACGAAAGGACGCUCAGAUUUGUGGUCUUCCAAUCAUGCGAGCCGGCGAAUGUAUGGAGACUGCUCUUCGCUCAAUCGUCAAGGACUGCGUGAUCGGAAAAAUUUUGAUUCAAACCAACGAGACGACGUUUGAUCCAGAACUUCAUUAUAUACGUUUGCCACCACACAUAACUCGAUACAAAGUUAUCAUUAUGGACGCCACCGUAACUACUGGGAGUGCUGCGAUGAUGGCAAUUCGUGUACUUCUUGAUCAUGAUGUUAAAGAGGAAGACAUAUUUGUUGCAUCUCUGCUUAUGGGUCAACAAGGUGCACAUGCACUGGCUUAUGCCUUCCCGAAGGUUAAAUUAAUCACCACCGCAAUGGACCACCAAAUGACGGAAAAUUGCUAUCUGAUUCCCGGAAUGGGCAAUUUUGGUGAUCGAUAUUACGGAACCGGGCUCGAACAAGACAUGGACGAGCCAUUCGAUAUGUGAUCAUCUGUUAUCACAAAAAUGAUCAAUUUUCUUCAUAAUUUAUCAAAGUUUCUGUUUUCCUUCCAUUUCAUCUGAUGAAUUCCUACUUUCUUGUUCCUUUUCACUAACUUUAUUAUUAUAAUUAUAAUUAUUCAUAAUGUUCUUUCUUUCCCAUCAUCAUAUCCAUCCUUCUAUACAUUUUGUUUCCAUUUGUUGUUGAAAUUUUAUAUGCUAUUUCAUUUUUUGUCGUCCUUUUUUUCCGUUCUUCAUUUUAUUGACUUCUCUUCAUGAUUUCUGGCAUUCAGCUCGAUAAUUCAUUUAUACCCUGUUCUUUCUAGUGUUUUUUCGCGUUGUUUGUGACGGUUAAAUUCUUCCCUCUACAUCUUUGCGCGUUUCCACACAAAAAUCUGUACACGACAUUCGGUUUUCUCGUUGUUCCAUUUCUUUUUUGUUCAACGGAGCGCGUUUGUCGUUGCAGGAAUCGGUUUUAAUAUCAUCAUCCAUUCACGCAUUCUCUUUUUCAUGUUGUUCAUUGUGUUUUUCUUCAAUUUUUGUCAAGUUUCCUUCACACGUGCAUUUUAGUAAUUUCUUUCUAUAAUAAAUUGCAGUUUGUUAAA
This is a messenger RNA of Caenorhabditis elegans, 2265 nucleotides long. It is a transcript of the gene F19B6.1, whose product is annotated as Uridine kinase. The record is from RefSeq and is marked reviewed. Gene Ontology annotation, biological process: CMP biosynthetic process; pyrimidine-containing compound salvage; UMP salvage. The transcript has 7 exons. Gene Ontology annotation, molecular function: ATP binding; cytidine kinase activity; kinase activity. Lineage: Eukaryota; Metazoa; Nematoda; Chromadorea; Rhabditida; Rhabditidae. The coding region runs from base 122 to 1669 and encodes 515 amino acids.